AUUGACCUGGCCUCAAAACGACGUCGUUUUGGGCCAGGUUAAAAAUAAAAAAAUAAAAAAAUAAAAAACAGAACAACACACACGCACAGCACUGCACAGAUUCAUUUUCUCCUUCAUUCCCAAUUCCACAGCAGCCCCUCUCUUCCCAUCCUCUCAAACCCUAACCUCCCAACCUUGGACAACCUCCAUCAACUCUUCACCGGUGGCCCAGUGCCGAUCACCACCACCUUCUACCGCCGUCCGCCGCCCAUUUUUUAAACUACAAAUUUAUGGAACGAUUCUUUAAAAGAAAAUUAUCUACGGAUAGUUCUUCUCUGUCUAAUCCGGGUAGUUCAAAUGCAAGACCAAUUGAAGUAGAUGAGAUCUUAGCUAAUCUUCAAGCAGACCCUGGACUAAGAACUCGAAUGGCGGAUUAUAGUCCUAAUAUUCGGGAUGAGAUCCGAAGAGCAUAUCUACAAAAGAGACCUUGUCAACCUAGAAGUUAUAAAUUCCCACAAACUAAUCAAUCAGGAAUUAAUAGACGCUUCAUUGCUCAUUGGUUUGAUGAUCAUGAUUGGUUGGAAUAUAGUAUUGCUAAAGAUGCUGCGUUUUGUCUUCAUUGUUAUCUCUUCAAAUCUAAUUUUGAUCAAGUGGGUGGUGAUGCAUUCACUGGGGUAGGCUUCAAUAAUUGGAAGAAGGCGAAAGAAAGAUUUAACCUUCAUAUUGGACCGGUUGGUAGUGUUCACAACCAAGCUAGAGAAGUUGCUUACAAUUUGAUGCAUCAAACUACACACAUUGAAACAAUUGUGAUCAAGCAAACAAGCCAAGCUCGCACGGCUUAUCGCACUUGCUUGAAUGCAUCACUUAAGUGCACUAGGUAUUUGUUGCGGCAAGGGCUUUCUUUUCGUGGUCAUGAUGAAAGUGCACAAUCAAGUAAUAAAGGGAAUUAUUUAGAGCUCUUGCAAUUUCUUGCGGAUCAUGAUGAAAAAGUUAAGGCCGUUGUGUUGGAAAAUGCUCCGGAAAAUUUAAAGUUAAUAGCUCCUUCAAUUCAAAAAGAUCUUGUCAAUUCUUGUGCCAAAGAAACCAUUGAUCUUAUCUUGAGUGAUGUAAAAGAUAGAUAUUUUUCAAUAAUGGUGGAUGAAGCACGUGAUGUUUCAAUAAAGGAGCAAAUGGCGAUGGUGUUGCGUUAUGUGAAUGACAAAGGACAAAUAAUUGAAAGGUUUGUGGGGGUUCAACAUGUAACCGACACUACUUCAAGUGCACUAAAGGAAGCAAUUGAUGAAUUCUUUUCUUCCGCGAAUUUGAGCUUUUCCAAGCUACGAGGACAAGGUUAUAAUGGAGCUAGCAAUAUGAGAGGUGAGUUCAAUGGCCUUAAGACAAAGAUUUUGAGAGAACAACCUUGUGCAUUUUAUGUUCAUUGCUUUGCUCAUCAACUUCAACUAGCUCUUGUUGCGGUAGCAAAGAAAAACAUUGAUGUCAACUCUUUUUUCACAACGGCUAAUAGUUUGGUUAAUGUUGUUGGAGCAUCUUGUAAGCGCCGCGAUGCACUUAGAGCACAAUACCAAGAAGAGCUUGUGAGAGCUUUUGAAGAUGAUUGUCUUAUAACGGGGCGGGGCUUAAAUCAAGAAAGGACUCUCAUACGUGCCGGCGAUACACGAUGGAACUCACAUUAUGCAUUGCAAAAGAAAGAUCAAGACAUUGUGAGUGCAAUGAAUUUAGUGAAAACAUGCAAGGAAAACCUGCAGUUGAUGAGGGAUAAUGAGUUUGAAGAAUUGGUUGAGCAAGCGUAAUGCUCCAAUGAAGACAAAUUAUCAUCGUUAUCGUGUGGAGAUCUUUAUUCAUGUAAUUGAUGGGCAACUUGCGGAGUUAAAUGAUCGCUUCAACGAGGUAAGUACUGAGUUACUUACUUGUUUGGCAUGCUUGAGUCCAAAAAAUAACUUUGUGGCUUUUGACAAACGAAAGCUAGUUCGUCUUGCUCAAUUUUAUCCUUAUGAUUUUUCGGAUAGAGACUUAUUGAUGCUUGAAGAUCAACUUGGUGUUUAUGUUCAUCAUAUGCGUUCGAGUAGUGAUUUUUCUCAAUUGGAAGGGAUAAGUAGUCUUGCGGAAAAAAUAGUGGAGAAAGGAAUGCAUGAAAUAUUUCCUUUUGUGUAUUUGCUUCUUACGUUGGCUUUGGUUUUACCGGUUGCAACUGCAUCAGUGGAGAGGGCAUUUUUCGCUAUGAAUAUUAUUAAAAAUCCACUUCGCAACAGAAUGGGAGAUCAAUGGUUGAAUGAUAGCUUGAUUGUUUACAUUGAGAGAGAUGUUUUUGCUUGUAUUGAUAACGAAAUUAUAAUGCAACGUUUUCAGAAUAUGAAAACUCGUCGUGGACAAUUGUAACUUGUAUUAUUGGUUUUGUUAUGAAUUAUGAAUGGAAGUACUAUCUUUCUAUCUUUUUAGCA
Prunus persica (peach) is the source of this 2417-nucleotide messenger RNA. Its product is annotated as zinc finger MYM-type protein 1-like. The record is from RefSeq and is a predicted model, not a curated record. Bases 270 to 1769 code for a protein of 499 amino acids. NCBI's taxonomy places the organism in Eukaryota, Viridiplantae, Streptophyta, Magnoliopsida, Rosales, Rosaceae. The transcript is spliced from 3 exons.